Notothenia coriiceps (black rockcod) is the source of this 513-nucleotide messenger RNA. Its product is annotated as MAGUK p55 subfamily member 7-like. The transcript is spliced from 5 exons. Lineage: Eukaryota; Metazoa; Chordata; Actinopteri; Perciformes; Nototheniidae. The record is from RefSeq and is a predicted model, not a curated record. The annotation marks the transcript as partial.
AUGAAAAAGAGAAGGCCUGCCAAGCCAGACCACAGUUGCAUGGCAGACGCUGGCUCUGGGUUGAGAAGAAGUUUCCGACUCGGAAGAAAGAGCAGUUGGGCCAGAGAAGCGGCUCGGUCCAGGAGUUGGAGCACAGGGGUACACAGCUCAGUUCGACCCCCUACCUACAAACAGGUGACCCCCUACCACAGAGACCCCAAGGACCCACACCGCCUGGUUGUUCUGGUUGGGCCCAGCGGCGUUGGCGUUAAUGAACUGAAGAGGAGGCUCCUGCUCUCAGACCCUGACCACUAUGGCGUGACUGUACCGCACACCACACGUGAGAAGAAAAGGCAGGAGAAUGAAGGAGUGGAUUAUAAUUUUGUGUCAAUAUCCAUGUUUGAAGAGGAUAUUCUCAAUCAAAGGUUUGUAGAAUAUGGAAGAUACAGUGGACACUACUAUGGAACAAGUGUAGAUUCUGUGCACAAAUUGAUGGCUGAGGGCAAGGUGUGCCUUCUGUGUGUGCACCCUACU